This is a messenger RNA of Bipolaris maydis ATCC 48331, 1626 nucleotides long. The record is from RefSeq and is a predicted model, not a curated record. Lineage: Eukaryota; Fungi; Ascomycota; Dothideomycetes; Pleosporales; Pleosporaceae.
AUGGCACUGAGACGUGCACAUGGCAUGCAUCAUGAUGCAGACUUGCGAGAGGUACUGGAGGAGAAAGCAGAAGCUGAAACACCGGGACUGAGCGGCUCAAGUUAUGUGGAGUCCUUGAAGAUUAAGAUUCAAACACUCGAAACACAACUUUGGGAAGAGCGGUUGCAAGAUACCACACCAUCGAGACGAGCAUACAAUUCACCUAGAGACCAAGAUGACACCCAGCAACGCACUAAUGUACCAGGGUCUUCCGACGUCGUGGAUCAUCCAAAUGGUGACCUACAUGAUACGAUAGAGGAAGCAUCAUAUCUGUCACUAGCUGCUAUGGGCGCGCAGCGGGCGGAUCACCAACCUUUCCCAACCCAGGGCCUCUCUUUCCUAACUUUACUGUAUGCUGCAACCGGCGUGUCAGGGACAAAUCCUUCAACGUCUCAGGGUAAUCAUGCAGCUCAUUCUGCCAUUCUAGCUGGUCUUCGCAACAACGUUGUUGUGCCACAUUACGAGCAAAGCAGAACCGUAAACAGCGCCGCACUCGACAAGUACAUCGAGUUUGUGCAGCAGUCUUAUCCGUUCAUAGCCAGUGGAGGCCUGAGAGAUGUGUUUAAAAUUGCUUUGCAAACUCAACAGGACGAUAGAGAUGCUACUACUGUUGACGCAGAGCAACCCGAGACGACUGUUAUAAUGCUAUUCGGACUCGCCACAGGCCUUCUUGUGUCGCCAGGCUAUGCGUACACUGAAGUCAUCGCGACCAAGUAUGCAGCGUGCGCAGUAGAUUUACUACCUCGCGUAUUCGACCACACGAGUGACUUAUCGACCGUUCAGUGCUUAGUUGCAUUGACAAUCUACUCGCUAUACACAGCACUCGGAGGUUCAACUUGGCAUUUGCUAGGCUUGGCAAUGACUCGCUGUGUUGCGUCUGGUAUGCACAUAAGUAGCACUGCACUAGAUCGACCAUUUUGUCUCAGUGAUAAUGACGUACUGGUCUCGUCGCCGACUUCGACAGAAAUCAGCAACGACAAUAGGCGACUUCGCUGUCUAGUCGAACAUGCUCAAUUGCCCCGGUCCAAUCGUUCAGAACCCACAACAGACCCUUGGGUUCAAUACAUCAACCUCCGCCACUGGUAUGAUAUUAUGGAUACACCCGCAGCUCCGUCACUUUCACAUCUCCAGAUGCUGGUCCAUGGCCUUAUCGAGAUAGUGAACCGAAUAUCAUUCCAGAACAGCCAGAACUGGAAUUUGAUAUUGUGUGGAGCCGAGCCAGAUAUUGAGAACUACCUCAAUCUCUUGGAAACCCAGCUUCUGGAACAGCGGUGCGCACCUGCAGCUUUCGACGCUUUCGACGUAUUCGCAGCUGGCGUUAUGAUCAUGCAAUUACGCAUGCAAAUUACGGCACGCAUAGCUGCACGGAAAAGCCUUGUAUCGCAAGCUAUCAAUGUCUUGACGAUGCUCUCAAUGCGAUAUCCCCCCAUCCGCAGCUUGAGAGAUGUGCUCUCGGAGUAUCGCGCUAUCUCAAUAGACAACCAGCAACAUUUGUCUCUGUCGCACCUUCGCGAUCUUAUUGAUCGUUCAGAAAUUUGUAUUCCCAGGCCCUUGCAAGAUAUGAUUCUAAGGGGAUUUACACCUUGA